AUCAGAAUCAACUCGUUCGCUGAGUAUUCAACACACAUCUCCUUCAACAACCCAACUUCAAUACCCACCCCAAAAAAACCAACAUGAAGUUCGCCGUUGCCGUAGUCAUGUUCGUGUGCGCCCUGGCUGGAGCUCAUGCCUCGUGGGCCCAGAUCGCUCCCGGUGUGUCCUACGUGAGUCCCGUGGCCCAUGGAGCCGGUCUGUGGAACGGAGCCUGGAAUGGUGCCUGGAACGGUGCCUGGAACGGCGCCUGGAACGGUGCUCCCUGGGGCGCACCUGCCGCCGUUGCCGUCCACGCCAGCGCUGCUCCCUGGGGUCUGACCGGUGCCGGAUGGCACGGAGCCGCCGUUCCCGGAAUUAACCUGGCUCAGGGACCCGGUCUGGCUGCCGGCCAUGGCCAUGAGGGCGUCUAUGUGGCCAAGACCCGUGGCGCCAUCCACACCGCUCCCCUCGCCGGACACAUCAACUCCGCCACCUCCGUGAACGUGGCCCCCGCCCCGGGAACUUUGUAAGUUGGGAGGGAGAUAGUAUCCCUCGCCACCCAGAUAGUUUCCCCACUAUUCAACAACCGAUGCCAAACGGAGCGGAUGGACGGCAGUGUCACUGAUUGCUGAUUACUGAUUAUUGAUCACUGAUAUCCAACUGCUUCAGCGACUCCCCACGACUCUAACCGGAUAGACAAACACAUAUCUCUCUCUGUACACCUAUUGUUAAGCACACCGCUCUUAGUCCCCCUUCGAUACGAACACGAUCCUGAUCUUGGGUCCAUGUCCAUAUCCUCUGGACAUUCUCCCAACGCACUCAGCAAUAUAUAAGUCCAACAGCAAUUACAACAACUACAACAAACCAACAAACGACAGCAUGUUAAUUUUAUUUUUUGAGAACUCUUCAAAUGCCUUCCCAUCUGCUAUCCUGUCUUCCUCCACUCUACUCUACUCUACCGCUAUCACUAUAUAUCUGUCUAUAUCUAUCACUGUCGGGCACAUCGAAUGCCCUGUCAACCUGUAAAUAUCCCAUUGUAUUCUAGUAAUCUGCAACAAUGUAAAGAUUGACGAAAGCGUUAUAAAUAAACUCAAUCAGCGUUUUUUAUACGAA
This is a messenger RNA of Drosophila ficusphila, 1095 nucleotides long. Its product is annotated as adult cuticle protein 1. The coding region runs from base 84 to 512 and encodes 142 amino acids. The record is from RefSeq and is a predicted model, not a curated record. Lineage: Eukaryota; Metazoa; Arthropoda; Insecta; Diptera; Drosophilidae. The transcript has 2 exons.